This is a messenger RNA of Suricata suricatta (meerkat), 1511 nucleotides long. Its product is annotated as E3 ubiquitin-protein ligase Siah2-like. Bases 1 to 987 code for a protein of 328 amino acids. The transcript has 4 exons. Gene Ontology annotation, molecular function: ubiquitin conjugating enzyme binding; ubiquitin protein ligase activity. The record is from RefSeq and is a predicted model, not a curated record. Lineage: Eukaryota; Metazoa; Chordata; Mammalia; Carnivora; Herpestidae. Gene Ontology annotation, biological process: multicellular organism development; proteasome-mediated ubiquitin-dependent protein catabolic process. Gene Ontology annotation, cellular component: cytoplasm.
AUGUUUCUGGGCGGGAAGACAAGGGGCAGUUCUAAAAGCAGCCCGCUCUGGGCCGCGGCGCGCGUGCUCGUCAGAGAACGCGCCGGGCUCGAGAACGCGCCUGGGUGCGGCGCGCGCUCGAGAACGCGCCUGGACGCCGCAGGCAUCAGCGCCGCGAGGAGCCGGCCGUUGAGCCACGCGGGGCUGCCCCUCGUCUCGUGGGAAGUCACGGUCCCCGCCGCCCCGGAAGGGCUGGCCCUGCCAAGCACACCGCCAACCAAUGAGGACUUGACGAGGCUUUUCAAGGGUCGGGAAUGCUCGCACCUUGCGUUACCGCCCAUUAUUCAGUGCGAGAGUGGCCAUCUUGUGUGCGGCGGCUGUCGCCCCAGACUCACGCGGCGUCCAAUCUGCAGGAUCCGGUUGAGAUCCAUUCGAAACCUGGCCCUGGAGAAACUGGCGGGUUCCUCGCUGUUCCCUUGUAAAUACGCCUCCUCCGGCUGUGACGUAACUCUGCGACCCGCUGCAAAAGCAGACCCUGAACAGGCUGCGUCAAGAAAUGGAAGUGGCCUGUCUCUCCGUCCACCUCUGGGUGGCCAUGCCCAGAGGUCCCGGCCCCCGCUCUUGCCACUCUUCUUCUCUGCCCUGGCUUCAGGGCCUGGUGGCGAGUCACAGACAGAUGGGUCUGCUGCAGUGAGCGCCUCAGCCCGCCCGCCCCGGGACCACAGCCGGGCGAGCCCAGACAGACCCGCGGAGAUGCCGUUUUAUAAUCAACCUGUAAUCGUGUUAUCGCCAGAAAUAAAUGAACAGUCAACAGCACUAAUCGGCCUCCCCACCGAGACAGGAACUCAAACAGCCUGGCCUGUUUGGCGACUCAUGUCCUCCUGUUGGUUCAAAGGAGUCUUCUGUUUAACGUCAAUAUUUGCUUUUGAAACUUUUUUUAUUUGUCGAAUUAUUUGCUUCUGCUUUGUCCUUGCCCGGUGUGAGAACACCCGGAUGCCGGGGCCCUAACUCGUUCCGCGUCUGUGAGACCUGCACACCUGUGUGACCCUCAAACAGCCGCUUAUCUCACUGACAACGGUGCCUCCAAGCUGCCGGAGAUGUAAGAGCCAAUGGAUUGUUUAGGAAAAUGGCUUGUUGGUGCCUUACCUAUUCUCCAGGGAAGGCAGCCUCGCCCCUGCAGGUGAGAAAGCUCUCACCGAGGAGCCCAGACACAGUCUCCACCUGCGGCUCCCAUUACUGGCUCAGAGGCUCUGUGGUUUUUAUGCCCUUGACCUCCAGGCUAUACUGCAGCACCCACUCAGCCUGUCUCUGCUCUGCAGGGGCGGUGUGGUGGGAAACUCCACUUGAUUCCUUCUUUCCAUUUAAAAAGCCCCUUUCUGGAGUCGCCUGGGUGGCUCAAUGGGUUAAGAGGCUGACUCUUGACUUCCACUCAGGUGAUGAGCUCAGGAUUAUGGGUUUUGUGCUGCCAGUGCGGAGCCUGCUUGGGAUUCUCCAUCUCCUCUCUCUCUGCCUCUCCCUACUCGUGCUCUCUC